AUGGAAAACUCCUACACUGAAGUCUUUAAAUCCGUUUCUAUUCCGGUUACCCUCAAGGGAACCAACUACGUAUUGUGGUCUAGACUUGUCAAAACCGCUCCUGGAGGCAGAGGUCUUUGGGAGUAUGUUGUUGAUGGCAAAGACACCAAGAAGACCAUCCUAGGAGAGGAUGGUAAAGAAGUUGUUGCUGCAGCUGAAGGAGGUGGAAAGAGAAGUCAGAAGGAUCUCAUGGUCCUUUCCAUCAUUCAGAAUAGUCUUGAAACCUCUAUCUUGGAAGCUUACUCCUACUGUGAAACUUCCAAGGAGCUGUGGGAUACUCUCCAGAAGGUAUAUGGAAAUAUAUCUAACAUCAGUAGGGUGUUUGAAGUCAAGAGGGCUAUCAACACUCUCAGUCAAGAGGACACUGAAUUUUCCAAGCAUUUUGGGAAGUUCAGAUCGUUGUGGGCCGAGUUAGAGAUGCUAAGACCGGCCAGUCUUGAUCCGGAUGUACUUAAUGAGAGAAAGGAGCAAGACAAGGUCUUUGCUUUGUUGUUCACUCUCAACCCGGGUUAUAGUGAUCUAAUCAAACACAUUCUAAGAAGUGAGAAGCUUCCAUCACUUGAGGAGCUUUGUGCUCAGAUUCAAAAGGAGCAAGGCUCAGUGGGACUCGUUGGUGGCAAAGGAGACCUUAUCAUAGCUAACAAGGUUGAAGGAAAUGAGCACAAACAUGAGGGCAUGGCUAACAAGGGGUAUUACAAGCCAGAAGACAAGAAAGUCUUUAAGCCAGUAGUUAUAGAUUCUGGAGCUUCUCACCACAUGAUUAGUGAUGCUAGGUUAAUCAGUAAUGCUAAGCCUGCCUUAGGUAAUGUUAUGAUUGCAAAUGGCGACAGCAUACCAAUAAAAGGUGUAGGAAACUUGAAACUAUUUGAGAAAGAUACUAAAGCAUUUUAUAUGCCAUCUUUUGCAUCUAAUCUAUUAUCUGUCAAGAAGGUUGCCACUGAUCUUAACUGCAAGGUUAUUUUUAGUCCUAAUGAUGUUGUGUUUCAAGAUAUUGAGACUCUUAAGAUGAUCGGAAAGGGUGUUACUAAAGGGGACUUGUACCUGCUUGAAGACAGCAAGACUAGAUCAUGUUUACCUUAUGCUUUUAGUUCAAUCCCUGUCUUAGAAAAUGAUAGCUACAUAACUAAUCAGUUCAAUGUUAAGAUCAAAGUAUUCAGGUCAGAUAAUGGAGGGGAAUAUACAAGCGCAGCUUUCAAAUCCCACUUGGCCAAGCAUGGAAUAAGCCAUCAAACCAGCUGCCCUUACACUCCACAACAAAAUGGUGUACCUGAGAGGAAAAACCGACAUCUGAUGGAAGUGGCCAAGUCCAUGAUGUUCUACACCAACAUGCCUAAGAGGUUCUGGAGUGAUGCAGUCAUGACAGCAUGCUAUCUCAUCAACCGAACUCCAAGAAGAGUCCUUGAUGAUGCCACACCUUAUGAGGUAUUUAACAAAAGAAAACCAUCUAUUGACCAUUUACAGGUAUUUGGGUGCUUGUGCUAUGUAUUGCAAACAUGUGAUCAUAGGAACAAACUUGAGGCCAGAAGCACAAAGGCAGUGUUCAUUGGGUAUUCUACCACUCAAAAAGGUUACAAAUGCUACUCUCCAGAGACAAAAAGAGUCUUAGUAUCCAGAGAGGUCAAGUUUGUGGAAUAUAGAGGCUAUUAUGAGGAGAAAAGUUGGGACAAUCUCAAGGAUCUAUCUAAAGGGGCCUCAGAUAGGGCAAACAACCCACGGAUUAUCAUGGAGAGCCUAGGUAUCAUCAUGACACCAAAUGAAAGAACUACUGGUUCAACAAAUAGUUUAGAUCAAGCCAGUGGUAUGGAUGCGGCGGAAGAGGCUUCUCAUCCUAAUCCUGAAGGGGGGGAAUCAAGAGGAUUCGUCUACUGGUCAAGAGGAACCACAUAUGGGUCAAGAGGAUCCGCAGACUACUAA
Brassica oleracea var. oleracea is the source of this 1953-nucleotide messenger RNA. RefSeq lists its product as uncharacterized. Gene Ontology annotation, biological process: DNA integration. NCBI's taxonomy places the organism in Eukaryota, Viridiplantae, Streptophyta, Magnoliopsida, Brassicales, Brassicaceae. The coding region runs from base 1 to 1953 and encodes 650 amino acids. Gene Ontology annotation, molecular function: nucleic acid binding. The transcript is spliced from 3 exons. The record is from RefSeq and is a predicted model, not a curated record.